Molecule: messenger RNA, 2487 nt
Organism: Chenopodium quinoa (quinoa)
Lineage: Eukaryota; Viridiplantae; Streptophyta; Magnoliopsida; Caryophyllales; Amaranthaceae
Product: fatty-acid-binding protein 2-like
Exons: 11
Coding region: 554-1807 (417 amino acids)
Cellular component (GO): chloroplast stroma
Molecular function (GO): intramolecular lyase activity; fatty acid binding
Source: RefSeq, a predicted model, not a curated record
CUUAGGUUGAAUUUUGUUCAAUUCAUAUUUACUACAUUUUAUUGUCUUAGAGUUAGAUGUGAUUGGGUAUGUAUUGAGUCUAAUAUAUUAAGAUUGAUUGUAAGUUAGGCCGAUUCAAAUAAUUGUCUAAUACUGGAUGAAUAUUGAUUGAUCAAAGGUGGUGGCAGGGGUGAGAAAAAAAAAACUUACGUUAUUUGUGGGCAUUGCAAAAAGAGCCAAAUCGGGAAAAGAAAACAAAAGUUCCGUCGAGAAAGAGACGAAUAACAUAAGAAAGUUGUUGAAUUGAUAUUCUAAAUGGUCUCAUUGCCUGGCCUCCGGGAGAAGCGACAGCGAUUGAUAUUACUCUUAGGCAUAUUCUCAUUUCGCAUCUUCUUCCUCAAGGUUUCUUCUUUCUAAUCUCACUCCUUUUUCAGGGUUUUCUUUUCAUUUUCCUUUAUGUCUCAUUCCCCAUUACUUUACUUGCGGUUGGAGAUUGAACAUAAAUAAAUCAAUUAAUUAUAUGUUGGCAUUGCUUGGAAUUUAAUCUAAACACCCUUAUUAAUUUGAUUGGUAAAUGGUAAUGGUGAUGGAUCUUGAUGGAGGUGGCGACCCUUAUAAGAUGCUACUGAAUGAUCCCAUUCUUUCAAUUGUCGACAACUCUCUUCAUCACUCAAAAUACCUUUUGGCUCCUGCUUCUGUUGCACUCACUGAAGCCUUCACCUGCUUCUCUAAGUUUGCCGGUUCUAUUGUCCUUUUCUUUUCCGGCUCUUCACAAAUUCAAACCAAAUUUAAUUCUGAUUCUAAUCUUCCCAAACCUUCAAAUUCUUUUGGACAAUCCAAACACAAUGCCCCCUCUACUAAGCCUUAUCGCCGUCUGCCUGUUACUGUAUCCUGCUUCAGAUUCCCACAUGAAUCUUUUGCCGCGCUAUUUGGUCAUAAGUUUUCAGCCUUUUCUCUCAGACAUUUUCUUAGAGCAGCAGCUGAUGAUGUUAAACCAUUUCCUGUGCUCUCGCUAGCUGCUGCACUCAUACCCCCACUUGAUCACUUCACUCCUAGCAUGUUAACUAUACCACCUGAGGAUGCUGAUACACAAGUGUUGGCUUCCAUGGACAAAAGCCCCUGCAAUGUUCAGAGUCAUCGAGAUUGUGUUGGUCAUGCAUUUCCUGAAUUUAAGUGGUUGAGAGAUACAGUUGAACCCAAAACUGGCAUUCAGUUUCCUGGUGUUUUAAAUAGCAUAAUAGCCAAGGAUACUCAGUCCAAUUUGUCAUCAGAGGUGCUUGUUGGAAUGGGAUCUAGGAUCAUGACUCUCAUCAGAAUUAAAUCGCUGAAGGUCUAUGCUUUUGGUUUUUAUGUCCAUCCUUCUUCUCUCUGUCAGAAAUUGGGUUCGAAAUAUGGUUCUGUUCCUGAAGUAGAACUCAAAGAACGCAAUGAUUUCUAUGCAGACCUUCUUAGGGAAGAUAUUGGAAUGACUGUUCGAUUUGUAGUUAACUACAGUGGCAUGAAAGUUUAUACAGUCAAAGAUGCUAUUGAGAAAGCUCUUCGGGCUCGUUUAGCUAAGACAAAUCCGGAGACUGAUUUCAAAUGCCUCUCAACAUUUGGUUCUUGUUUCACAAAAGAUAUUCCAUUGCCAGCAGGUACUAUAAUUGACUUCAGAAGAACUGCUGACGGGCAUCUGAUUACCGAAAUUGGAGGCAACCAAAUUGGUGCAGUGCAAAGUAGGGAGUUGUGUAGGGCAUUUUUUGACAUGUACAUUGGAGAAGUUCCUGUCUCAGAGCAAACAAAAGAAGAGAUUGGAAGAAAUGUUGCUACUCUUAUGAGAAGGUGCUAAGCUGAUUACUCUUCUGGAUUAUUAGGAGCCUAAGCCAAGGGUUUCCUGUGCUGCUUGACCCUGCCUAUUACAAAGGGUUCUGAAGUGGCUCGUCUUUAUAUUGAUAUUAUGUUAUCAGUCUACCAGAGUUAAUCCUCCUGUUCAUGAGGCUUCUGGCUUCCAUGUUUGGCGUGCGGUCAAUUAGUCAGCUGUGCCAAGUGUCAAACAUGUGUUAUAUAGUGGAUUUUCCCCCCUAAAUUUCAGUUAUAUACGUAGAGGGGAAACAUGAUGAAGCUAAUAUUAGGAAAACUUUUUAUUUCUAGUUAUAAAAUGACAAAUUGCAUAUCUGCUCUUAAGUUAUUUAAUAGGGAGAAGAUUGUGUGUAUUUUGUUUCCUCUUCCGGCGUUGCCUGAGCUGGUGGAAGUAAUUGGACAGCGGCUGUUAUUAUUCUUCCAAAAGUUCAACGAAAUGAAGAUAUUCGCCUGUCUACUUACACUUACACACUAGGUGAAGGGGAAAGAGCUCCACGCCUCUCUCUCUCUCGCUCUCUCUCUUCCCCUUGCCCUCUCUUUUUCUCUGUCUUAAAAUCCAAACAAAUUGUUAAUUUUAUGCUUAAUAAUGCAUGAUAAACAUUGGCAGCAUGUACUCUUUUACGACUAGUAGUAAUGAUUAGUAGUAAUGUCAAAAUUAUACUUGGUAUA